Messenger RNA from Orycteropus afer afer, 828 nucleotides. The record is from RefSeq and is a predicted model, not a curated record. NCBI's taxonomy places the organism in Eukaryota, Metazoa, Chordata, Mammalia, Tubulidentata, Orycteropodidae.
AUGUCCACUGGUGCAGGGACUAAAGAUUGCAGUGAGCUGGCCCCUGUGGUACCCCAGCCCUCCCUCAUUGAGGUGCAUAUCCACCAGGAGUCUGCUCUGGCCAAGCUCCUACUGGCAACAUGCCUCCAGCUGCGGUCCUGGGCCCACCUCAAGGGCACCACCACCCAGGCCUCAAAUAUCAGCCAGCUGCUAGUGGCAUCCUGGGUGAUGCAGAUUCUUCUGGGCAUCUUGAGUGGAGUCUUGGGAGGAUUCCUCUACAUCUGCAACUACUCCUAUCUGCUGAGCUCAGGGGCUGCCAUCUGGACAGGGGUACUGGCUAUGCUAGCUGGAACUGUUGCCUUUUUUCAUGAGCAAAAGCAUGGCAACUUCUGGGGCUUCCUGAGGACCCUGCUGGCCUUGACUGCUUUCUCCACUGCUGUUGCUGCCAUUAGAAUUGGAGCUAAUGAGCUCUACUGGGACCCCUUCCAUAAUGGGUACUAUAUCUGUGACAGUUCCUCCCAGCAGAGCUGGCCCACCCCACCAGUCAGCACACUGAAUCCAGAAGAAGCCAGGAGACUUCACCUGUGCCUUUCUUACAUGGACAUGCUGGUGGCCCUGUACAGAGGCUUCCAGACCAUGCUCCUGGGUGUCUGGAUUCUCUUGCUGGUGGCAUCUCUAGCCCCUGUGGUUCCUCUAGUCUGCCUGUGUUUGCACUGCUGGAGAAAACCCCUAUCUGUGGAGGCCAUGGAAACUGAAGCCUAUAUGACCAUGAGACAAGAAGAACUAGAUGGGGCCCAGCUACCAGUAUCAGUCACUUGUAAAGGGAUCAGUGCAAGGGAUUUUGAUUAG